AUGCGAGGACAACUCUCUCUGCUCCAUGCGCUGCUGCCCAGAUGGACCCCCUCGUCGGUGGAUGUCCAGAGAGAACCAUCGAUCCCCAUCCCGCCCCGCGGGGCCUGGCUCCUCUGCUUCCUGCUGGCCACCCUGAGUCUGCCCUGCGUGGUGGUGGCUCCUCAGUCGCCCGCCAUCUUCCGCGUCGGCGUGCUGGGGCCCUGGGCGUGCGACCCCAUCUUCGCCAAGGCCCGGCCGCGGGCGGCCGCCCACCUCGCCGUGCAGCGGAUCAACCGCGACCCCAGCCUCUCGCUGGGCACCACCUUCGACUUUGUGGUCCUGGAGGAGGACUGCCACACCUCCAUGGCCCUGAACAAGUUCAUGGGGCUCUAUUCCCACGCCACGGCCCUCGUGGGCCCCGUCAACCCGGGCUACUGCGACACAGCCUCCCUGAUAGCCAAAACCUGGAACAAGGCCAUGUUCUCCUGGGCGUGUGUAAACUAUGAGAUGGACAACGCGGCGCGGCAUCCCACCUUCGCCCGCACGGUGCCGUCCCCGAUCCGGGUGCUGCUAGCCCUGGUGCGGAACUUUCGAUGGGCAAAUAUGGCCAUUAUCGCAUCUGCCGAUGAUGUGUGGACAAACACAGCCAAUAAGGUGGCUGAUGCCCUGCGAAGCAAUGGCUUCCCAGUCCGGAUGGUGCUGUCCACUAGCAAUCACCCCGCCAGCGUGCGCCACACACUGGCGAAGAUCAAGAAAAUGCGCGAGAUUCGCAUGGUCAUUCUCUGCAUGCACUCCGUGCUGAUUGGUGGUGACACUCAGAAGGUGCUCCUGGAGACGGCCAUGGACAUGCACCUGGCCGACGGCUCGCUGGUCUUCGUGCCGUACGACACCCUCCUCUACAGCCUGCCCUACCGAGGGGUCAAGUACCCACCGCUGCAGAAGAACAGCAAACUGAGGCGGGCAUACGACGCGGUGCUCACCGUCACCAUGGAAUCGGUGGACAACUCCUUCCACCAGGCCUUUGAAGAGGCAGUCCGAUCCAAUGAGCUGCCUAUGAACAUGCAGCCACACCAGGUGUCCCCGCUGUUCGGAACCAUCUAUAGUUCCAUCCUCUUCCUGGCCAAUGCCAUGCAGGGCGUGCGCGACUCCAAAGCCUGGCUGUCGGGGUCCUCGCUGGCCCGCCACAGUAAGAACAUGGCCUUCCACGGCUUCAGCCACCACGUGCGCACCAACCACUCGGGCCACGGCUUCCUGGACUACGUGCUGCUGGACACGGACGGCCAGGCGUGGGAGCUGAGCCCUACCCACCAGGUGGACUUGGAGGCGGACAUGGUGAGGUUCCUGGGCCGGUCCAUUCACUUCCCGGGGGGGAACCAGCCCAAGGCCGACUCCAGCUGCUGGUUCACCCCCGGGUCGCUCUGCACCAGAGGAGUGGCCCCCAUUCUACUGAUCAAAGGAUUCCUGUCAACCGUGGUGUCCAUUGUACUAGGCACGGCAUUCUAUUAUUGCAUAAGACGGCGCAUCAUCAAGAUUCGACUGCUGAGGGGGCCGAACAAGAUCCUUCUCACCCUCAACGAUGUCACUUUCAUCAAUCCGUCACUUAGCAACAAGAAAUUUCCGAGUGACAUGACCGGAAGGCCAUCAAAUGACGAUCAGAGUGUGAGAACUCCGUCCUCAAUCUCCAGCCUCACCCCAGCCACACACGAGAACUCGAACGUGGUGAUAUUUGAGGGUGACUGGGCCUGGCUGAAGAGACUCCCAGAAGGAAACUUCAGAGCCAUAAAUGUUCAGACCAGUGAUGUCUUUGAGCUGAUGAAGGACAUCAGGCAUGAGAACAUCAACCCUUUCCUGGGGUACUUCCUUGACUGCGGGGUGUUUGCCAUGGUGACAGAUUACUGCUCACGAGGAAGCCUGUAUGACCUGAUUCGCAAUCCAGACGUGAAGUUGGACUGGAUGUUCAAGUCUUCUCUCGUGUUGGAUCUCAUUAAGGGUAUGAAGUACUUACACCAUCGGAAUAUGUGCCAUGGGCGACUGAAGUCCACCAACUGCGUUGUGGACGGGCGCUUUGUACUCAAGGUCACUGACUAUGGACUUAACAUGGUGCUGGAGGCACAUAAGUUUGCUUAUCAGGAGCCAACACCAGAUGACCUCCUGUGGACAGCCCCUGAGAUUCUCCGCAGCCCUUACCCUGGAAUUGGAGGCACCAGAGAGGGCGAUGUCUACAGCCUCUCCAUCAUCAUGCAGGAGGUGGUGCUCCGCAAACCCCCUUUCUUCAUGCUCAACCUCACAGCUGAAGAGAUCGUUCAGAGAGUGAAGAAACCACCCCCCCUGUGCCGGCCCGUAGUGACGCCCGAUCAUGCGCCUCUAGAGUGCAUUCAGCUCAUCAAACAGUGCUGGAACGAGCAGCCAGAAAAACGGCCGCCCUUUGAAGAGAUAUUCGACUUGUUUAAAAACAUAAACAAGGGCCGGAGGACCAACAUCAUUGACUCCAUGUUGCGCAUGCUGGAGCAGUACUCGUCCAACCUGGAGGAGCUGAUCCGUGAGCGGACGGAGGAGCUGGAGAUCGAGAAACAGAAGACGGAGAAACUGCUCACACAGAUGCUGCCCCCGACUGUGGCAGAGGCCCUGAAGAUAGGGGGCGCUGUGGAGCCAGAGUACUUUGACAGUGUGUCGCUGUACUUUAGUGAUAUCGUGGGCUUCACCACUAUCUCAGCCAACAGUGAGCCGAUUGAUGUUGUGGACCUGCUAAAUGACCUUUACACGGUGUUUGAUGCCAUCAUUGGAAACCAUGAUGUGUAUAAGGUGGAGACCAUUGGCGAUGCCUACAUGGUGGCAUCAGGGGUUCCUGAACUCAAUGGCAAUCGGCACGCCGCUGAGAUUGCCAACAUGGCCCUGGACAUCCUCAGCGCUGUGGGCACCUUCAGGAUGAGACACAUGCCCGAGGUGCCAGUGCGUAUACGCAUAGGACUGCACACAGGCCCCUGCGUAACAGGCGUGGUAGGCCUCACCAUGCCACGGUAUUGUCUGUUCGGUGACACCGUCACCACUGCAUCUUCAAUGGAAUCCUCUGGAAUGCCUUACCGCAUUCACGUGAGUCAGAGCAUUGUGAAUAUCCUCCUGGAACUCAAAGAGGGAUAUCAAAUCCAACUCAGGGCCAGGACCGAACCAAAGUCAAAGGGCGCUGAAGAUACCUACUGGUUGGUCGGCAAAGUUGGCUUCGACAAACCACUGCCCAUACCCCCAGAGUUAAAGUUAGGGGUAGACAAGGAGAAGAACACCAAAGAUUUGAAGAGCAUCCUGAGAAAAGCAGUUAGGAGGCUUUCAGCUGUCCGGCAAGUGGUUCAGUUGCACACUCAGGACAAUGACGAGAACGUCAUGAUGCACCAUCACAUUUGAGCCACUUAUUCUGACUGACCGACAGAGAGUCAAGAAGGAGAGUUGUUGAGGGACUGUUGAAGUCCUCUUUCUCUUGUCCUUUUUGGCCUACAUUGCUGACUGCGCACAUUAGGCUGGCUGGACAUAAGCAUGAGCAUUCUGUAGGCUACAGGGAAAUUAGUCAGAACUUGGUGUAACCAAAACACAAACACAAGGCUUGCUUAGAGGUGCUGAACCAAGGCCCAUCAACAGCACAAAACGGAUAUGAAGGCAUACACAU
This is a messenger RNA of Sardina pilchardus (European sardine), 3634 nucleotides long. Its product is annotated as retinal guanylyl cyclase 2-like. Gene Ontology annotation, biological process: cGMP biosynthetic process; intracellular signal transduction; receptor guanylyl cyclase signaling pathway. Bases 1 to 3375 code for a protein of 1124 amino acids. Lineage: Eukaryota; Metazoa; Chordata; Actinopteri; Clupeiformes; Clupeidae. The transcript has 18 exons. The record is from RefSeq and is a predicted model, not a curated record. Gene Ontology annotation, molecular function: adenylate cyclase activity; peptide receptor activity; protein kinase activity. Gene Ontology annotation, cellular component: plasma membrane.